This is a messenger RNA of Ochlerotatus camptorhynchus, 6208 nucleotides long. RefSeq names its product nuclear factor related to kappa-B-binding protein. NCBI's taxonomy places the organism in Eukaryota, Metazoa, Arthropoda, Insecta, Diptera, Culicidae. The record is from RefSeq and is a predicted model, not a curated record. Bases 214 to 6054 code for a protein of 1946 amino acids. The transcript is spliced from 10 exons. Gene Ontology annotation, molecular function: protease binding. Gene Ontology annotation, cellular component: Ino80 complex.
ACUUGAUAGUGAUUUUGAUUGCAAUUUCUCGAUAUUCGUUUCAAUAAUUCAAACCAAUUGCAGCGUAGUUUGUAAAAACUCAUGUUCUUACUAUCCAAAUUUGGAGAUAUAUAUAUUCAGUUGAAAACUGCCCGCUGCCGCUUAAAUUUAACGACGCUGGCGUCAACAUCGCUUAGGUCUGGAAAGUUGGAGUUAUCAGAUUAAUUUUCAAAAAUGGAUCAAAGCACCGUCGAGGAUGAAGAAUAUUCAGACUGUUCAAGGGACUCGUCAUCUUCGGAAUUGACAACAACUUCAGGUUCCAGCGCAUCUGUUCAAGAGACUUCCAGGAAGCAGUUCGAAUCGACGAAAAUUACAACAGAAAUCAUCAACCUUCCUAAAGAGCUCUGUGAGGACAAAACUGUGUUUAAGGAAUUUUUCUCUCUAGAUACAUGGCAUAGUUUGUCAGAUCCGAUACGUAAGCAUUUGGGGUUAUUUUUACCCAUGUUCACCGACAACAUUGAGUUCGAAAAGAACAGUACUAUAGAAUCUCUGUUUAGUAAUCGAAUAACACGAUUCGGGUCAUGCCCGCUUGAAAGACUCCAACAGAGUUUGGAGGAAGGUAACUGCAGACCUGAGAUAUCAACAUUGAAUAAGAGCAUUGCUAAAGCGGAGCGAAGAGAACAGCGUUUCCAAGAAUCAGAAAGACUAACAGAACUAGCCCGAAAGGUGUCAGUUUCUCGUGAAAGAACUCUUCGGAAGGUCUGUCAAAACACACAGCCGAAUGAGUUGUCAUCAAGUCAGUAUGUGUACGCCGCUAAAUCGCCUCUAUUUUCGUCGGCAAAUGCUUUGAGAGCAAAGAAAAGAUACCUUCAAGAAAUUAGUUCCAUCGCAGAACAGUUGAGCCUUCCCGACAUUCUAUCAGACGAUGAAAAAUGUUCCGACGCUGUGUUAAACUACAUUCCCCGGAAGCAGCGACGACUUUUUGGCACUGUACAGGGAGGUGCAGCUAGUCCCGGCGCAGAUGUACGAAUUGUGAACACACUAGGCUUCAAGGAUGAACAAACAACGACUGGAUACCUAGUUGGACCGAAUGGAAAAAUUUCAAUAGCGGAGAGUCACUACCGAGAUCUUCUUGUCCAUCAUAAGCGCCGUAAGUUUGAAGAACCGGAUCAUCCGGAUCUGGAUUGUCAGGAAAUAAAAUUAAAGGAUGUUGUUGUUCGAACGCAAGCUUCAUCAGGAUACCGCCGUAUAAUGCCAUUGCCAAAAGUAAAUGUAGCUGAAGAAACGCUGGCCGCGGCUGAAGAGAAGAUAAAUCUGAGCAAAUGUCAGGGUAAUAAUACAACAUCUACUCCAUCGUACCCUGAGAGCUGCUCAUUGGGUGAUUUAAAGAUAUCAACAACGAAAUCAUCAGUGCACGAUAUGAUGAAGAGCGCUGAUAAGAACGUGCUCGAUGUGUGCAACUCAGACGAGUCGAUAUCCUUAAAUCAUACUGCAGAUUCGUCUCGAGCAGCCAGUGAACCAGAAGUGUACAUUAAAACCAUUCGCCUUGAUUCAGACAGAGAAAUUGAAAACUGUAGUACGGAAAUCAAAGAACUAGGCGUUUCUGAUGUCGGUGAAAAUAAUACUUCUGCGCAUUCGGUAGCCUUGAUGGAUGAAUAUACGGAUAGUAACGCGGAUGUUUCAUCGGAAAUGAUCGAUUCUUUUAGGCCAAUCAAAGAAUCCCAAAUUCCGGAUAAGAUUGAAAUUGAAACAGACGACCCAGUCGGGCGAUCAACUCCGAAUAUAGAAAACAUUCAGAUAUCAUGUACACAAGAAGAUAACAACUCUCUACUGUUGGUGAAAGCUCAAGACGAAGAUCAUGCAACAACUAACGUUGACGAACAGGAGCAGGACAAUGCUUCAGGACAAUCCACAUUACACAGCUUUGAAAAAUCGUCUUAUGAAAAAUCCAUGCCAGAAUUAAUGCAGGCAACCCACAAAUGUUUUUUGUCUCUCUUACGUGACAUGUUCUGCUCUACUCCCGAUCAUCGUUUGACUAUUGAUGACUUGCAGAUAAAGCUUAACGUUUGGCUUAAAACGCCUAUUGCAGCACUGAACGAUUGGUAUUUACAGGCUGACGACAAGUGGGACGAUAUGCUCCAAUCUGCAAUUCUCUUUCUUUCGGGUGAAUUUUCAGAUCAACCGGAUGACUUUGUCCCAUACAUCGAGCAUAAGGUUCAGUUGAACAUAUACCAAUGGAUAGGAGCCUCCAGGGAUUCAGAUCACCGUCUUUUGGAUCUCUGUCAGUAUUGGCUUCGUCGGAGGCAUGAGAUGGGUAUUAGAAUACAAUCAAAACCAAUAAAAACUGCAAAUUCCAAGCAAAAGUACGCUUCAUCAAACAGUAGCACCACUGUAGAAGAUGACGAUGGUUCAUCCGAAAGAACAAUGUCGCCACCCCCACCACGGUACCCUACCGAUUGGUCUGUAAGGAAGGCAACUGAUGAAGAAGUCCAAUUAUUUCGGGAGCAGGAAAGAAAUCGUUAUGAAAAUCCACAUAUGGCGUUUACGUACAAGCAACAUUCUUAUAACAGUGUUGUCGGCCCCGUUAAAGGUAUUUACACACAAGUCCCUGGAAUAUCGAAAGCUCGAGGUCAUAACAUGCUGGUUGCGGAUAGACCAAAUUUCGUUACGAUUCUGACAUUAGUUCGCGACGCAACCGCUAGACUUCCUAACGGUGAAGGAACGAGAGCCGAUAUAUGUGAGUUACUAAAAUCUUCACAGUACAUAUCCCCAACGGCAACAGAUCAAGUGUUGCAAACCAUUGUAAGUGGAGCUCUCGAUCGUAUGCACACGGAGCAUGAUCCAUGCGUGAAAUAUGACACCAAGCGAAAAAUUUGGAUAUAUUUACACCGUAGUCGUACUGAGGAGGAAUUUGAAAGACUUCACCAUCAAUAUCAAGGCGUUGCCAAGCACAAGAAACCAGUAUAUAGAAAGAGUAAACCAAAGGAAGCAACAGGAGCCACACCUAGGAAGGCAGUUUCUGAGCCUCUUAUGAAGAGUAAUUCACAAUCAUCGCUGGAAAAUGACAGUCUUCAUAGUGAACCGACACCUGAGAUUGGUAGUAUGUCGACAAAUAUGAUUGAAUCUCCUAUCUCGGUGACUACACCGUCAAUACUGGUUAAGUCCAAUGUAACUACGAUUGUUGCAAGCGAUAAAACACCUAAUAGCAGUUCACUACCAUCUCUGAUAUUAUCGCAAAAGGUGGCCGUACCACAAAACACAUCGAAAGAAAAUAAUCCAGUGAUGCAACAUACACAGCCAUCGGAAGAAUCAUCCUCUAGGAUUGAACUCAAGGAAAAAGAUUCUUCUAAAUUUACUGUUUGUACUAGUUCACCCAUCGUGUCGCAAAUCAACAAGGAAACUGUACCAAUUAGAAUGAAUUCAAUGUGCAAGAUUCAAGCUGUCCAAUUGUCGAAUACACAACCACAUGCUAUUGUUAGAGCGACCAAGCCGAUACAAGCUUCAGACACCAAUCCGGAUAUUGCUACUACGAAGUCUAUAUUGGCAAAACAAAUUAUCACAACAACAGUCCCUGCAAAGCCUCUAGUGAUAAGUUCAACACCCAGCACGGUAGCAAGCUUUUGCAACAUUUCCGGUGGAAUCCCGGUGCAGGUGUCAAUGGCCGGAUCAGUAGGCGAUGGAGAUCGUAUUGCGCAUAGUUUUAUUGUACCGGUAACUCUCAGUGCGGAAAGCGGAGGUGCGCGUGCAAGAUUGGUACCGUCAACUAGUCAAAUAAGCAUUUCGAAACCGAAUCGAGUGCAAAGUGUUCAACAACCAACACCCGUUACGGUGAAGGCUACUUCGUUGCUUCAAACGAAGCAUUCAAUGUCUCUGCUGUCGCAGUUACCUUCAACAGGAAAGUGCGUGGUUCAGCCGGAAUCAUACGUUGUAGCUACAAACAGGCAACAAAAAGUUGCGUGUGUCAGUUCCAGUAGCAGCAAUACCUUGACAACAUCACCUGCGGCAGUUUUGCUCAAAACGGAUGGUGGAACACAGUCUUCGGGAGUCGACAUCAUCAACACAAUAACAAUGCCUAAGGGACAACAGUCUGUUUUGACUCCCGCACAGCAGAAGCAAAUUUUGCAAAAUUUACUUGCCCAGCAAAACAAACAGGUUUUUACAUCUAAAUCAGUAAUUAUAGGCCAAUCUAUAACAUCAAAUGCGAAUACAACAUGUUUUGUAAAUUCUUCUAAUGUAACAACAAAUGCACAGGGCAUACAUCAUGUCAAAGGGGCAAGACAAUUGCAAAAAAUCCCUGCUCUUACUCUUUCGUCAUCUAAUACCAGAGGUACUUCGACAGUGUUUCAAACCAUUGGGUCGAAUGUCGGUAAUCCUCACGUAAUACAGAUUAAAUCAGCAAGUAAUAUGCUCAGUAGUACAAGUGGCGCUAAAAUCCGACCAAUUAUCACAACUCUCAAGGAGCAUUCCCAGGCCAAACAACUGCAACAAUCCUUAAUUGCUAAAUCUGCAAAUUUACAACUGAAAAAUGAUGUCCAAGAAAUAAAUGUAGUCAAAACAUCAUCCAAUGUAAACGUUCUAUCAGAGAUGUCAAAGUCUGCAUCCACUAUGGUACAAUCGGCAGUUUCUGGAGCGUCAGUUACACACAUGAUGAAAUCUGCUGCAUCCAUAGUGCAUCCAUCACCUAACGUGAUACGUACGGUGAACGUUACUCAGGGUGCUCCUCAUGUCAUGGCUAAAGUCGUGAAAGGUGUGGGUGAAAAUCAAUAUGUGUCACUAGACAGUUUGUUACCUAGACAGCAAAUAGGAGAUGCAGCUAUAAGGUUGACAGAGCCUAAAACAAUGAAGACCCAAUUGAUUCACUUAUCAAGUAGCGGCCCUGCUGGAUCACCAAUCGCUCAAUAUGCAGUUGUUCCUCAGAACCGUAACAUAAUUUCAGUUGCUCAAUCGUCCGGACAUUGUACUACGCCAACGAUAAUAACAACCACUGCAAGCAGAUUCACAGAUCCUAAGACAACCCAAAUACUUGCCACAAGUCACAACACGGUAACAAGUGUAAGUCAUACACCUGUAACAUCCAUUGCGCAUCGAAAUGGCGCGGAAACUGGUACUAAUUUAAUACAGUCUGUUCAAUCGGCACAAGGCCAGCUGCAACAACAAAACGUUCCUCAAGUUGUCACGAAAUUAUCCGGUACAACAAAGAUGCUGUCCGCGAAGGUUCGGAAUGGAACCAGUUUUAUCAACUCGUCCUCGAUAAAUUUUGCGACUAUUGGUGGAAAUCCGUUGAUAAUAGCCAGCAAACCAGCGAUCAGGUCAGAAACCAUUCAGCACAAUAGUACAAGCUCCGUGUUUCAAAGUUCACCCGUUUCUACUGAAUCUGCCAACAUCGUAUACGGUAGACAAGCAGUCAAGGUUCAAGGCAACAUCGUUUCACAGGGUCACGUGAACAUAGUUAGUGCCCAACAAGGCAGCAACACAACGCCGCAAAAACUAUUGUUGAGUAAUCAAUUAGUAAAAGUACGAACAGUUCCCCGCCAACCACAUCAAAUGCAAAUUUCAUUUGCACAGCAACCUGGAGUAAGCACAGGAUUGGGUACAAGUACUGGAAUCAGUGUAGUCAAAACUCAAGGCAUCACCAUAGAUCAACAAGAAAAAUCUUUGCUUACUAAUGUCUCACCAAAGCCAACAAUGCUAGCAACACCCGUAAAGGCAACUCAAAAAGUUGGUAUCCGUUUGAAUCAACCGACACAGCGGGUAGUUUUGGCUACACAAGGAGGUCAGCUAGUUACGCAACAAAUAAUUGUUCCGCAAGGAUUUCAAGGAGGAGCUUUCAAUAUAAAACGGUUGAAAGUUAUACCUGUGAAUAGUCAACAAAAAGGAUCAAUAUUACGGCCACAAGUUGUAACAACGCAACAGAAACCUGCGUCAUCCUCGAUCAAUACUGCUACGACGUUAGCCGUGAGUGAUGCUUCUAUUGAAGGUAAUAAUAAAUUUUACCAUGUUUUCAAUAGCAGUGGAAGCGGUAGUAGUAAUCUUAACGACAGUGUUGAGUUAAAUAUGGAUCCAAACAUGAAAUAAGGAUAUUUUUAAAGUUUGUGUGAAACUAUCAUACUUGUCGAAGUGUAUAUUGUAUAUUAUUUAUUGAUAACUGUGUAGGUUGCUUGUCAAAGUUUUAUAUUAUUAAUAAGUUGUAAAUAAUAAAACUUUAAUGGAUGAAUAAAGUCAUUUGAUG